Babesia sp. Xinjiang is the source of this 516-nucleotide messenger RNA. RefSeq lists its product as uncharacterized. Lineage: Eukaryota; Apicomplexa; Aconoidasida; Piroplasmida; Babesiidae. The record is from RefSeq and is a predicted model, not a curated record. The coding region runs from base 1 to 516 and encodes 171 amino acids. The transcript has a single exon.
AUGGCCGGAUUCAAGUUCUCCAGAUUGAUGGUUGCCUUCGUGGCUGUUGCCAGCAUUGUAGCUGGUAACGUUUUUUGCGAUGAUGACGCUGAAGAGUCGAGCCUUGGUCGUAGCAAAGUACUUAAAUUGUGGCAAAAGGGAAUGAACGACAAAGAGAUCAUGGAGGACAUCGAACUUGGAAAGGAACGCGCCCUCCAAAUUAUCCAACGCAUAACUGACUACACUCCCACUGACAAAAUUCUUACACCAUACACCCUCAUGUUCCACCACCUCGAUGACUCAUACGCUGACCUACCCGUCGACAUGCUUGAGGAGCUCGGUAGGUUGAACCCAGGAAGUAUCACAUUGGGCCUGGCCCUGAGACUCGGUAUGCACCUUUCCAGUAAAUUGCUCUCUGAGUUCCACGACGAAAAGCAUGACUCACCAUCAGACAGAUACUUCAGGAACCGUCUCAGGGACACAAUGACGCUUUACGUUGUCGACGCUUUGAAGACCCCAACUUGGAUUGAGUUCUAA